Molecule: messenger RNA, 2274 nt
Organism: Diaporthe amygdali
Lineage: Eukaryota; Fungi; Ascomycota; Sordariomycetes; Diaporthales; Diaporthaceae
Exons: 2
Coding region: 1-2274 (757 amino acids)
Source: RefSeq, a predicted model, not a curated record
AUGGAUCGACCGGCUCGAUUUAACAGUGGAGGCAGCUGGAUCCACGAGGACUCAGCCUCGACCUCUGACAGGAUCGGGUCAAAGGCCCCGAUGAUUCCGGCCUUCGAGACGAUACAGCUUGAUGAUAUGAACGGCCGGGUUGGGGGAUCUGCGUCCAGGGAGGCGCCGGUACGGAAGACCACCGUAGAGUUCGCGGAUUGGUCCAAGAGAAUACGUUCCAGUAACUCGCCGGAAUACUGGCCGACACGCAGCAGCACAGUCGACUCGACAGAUUGGGCCGAGAGGAAGAACGGCGAGGACCUUCCAGACUGGCGCCAAAAGCCAUCACCCUUGAAAGAUACCGGCAAGGAGUGGCCGACUGUCAGUGUCGAGAAGGUGCCAGCCCCGGAAUACGACGAUGUCCCAACAAGAGAGCCCGGACAACAGUACAACCAGAACUUUCUCCACCCGCCUACGCCGUCACGAGAAAGCAUCAAUGACGCAUUGUCCACGGAUGACCGCGACAAUGACGACACGACCUCAUUGCGAUCCCGCCGUCUGAGCGUCAACAUGGAACAGAGCAGCCGCUUCGGGUGGUGGACUCUGUGCCUUCUGCUCUUGGCAUUGAUCAUGGUGAUACUGACUGCUUUCUAUUCGACCGGAUCGGCUACAGCCUUGAUGAGGGACAAAUUCUUCACGACGUCUUCCGCCAACGCAAUUCUCAUCCUGAGAGUACUCACCGAGGCCUGCGCUGUCAUUAUGGCUGCACUUGUCGUGGUGGUUGUAGAAGAUCUACAGUGGGCACUGGCAUCACGCCCAGAGGGGGUCAGCCUGUUGCACUUCGUUGGCAUGGACUCAGGUACCGGCGUCUGGGGCUUGAUGCGUCUGCUGGCGACGGCUGACUGGAGGCAAAAAUACUCCAGUCUCUUCCGUCUCAUGGUCAUUUGCACGAUACCCUUGCCAGGUAUCAUCCUGAUGGGCAAUAUAACCAUCGAGCUCAUCUUCUUCCCGCAGGAAACAUACGCCGUCUCUGCUGGCAUUGGCAAAUUCAACUCUUCCUACAUCAACUACAUCGACUCCGUCUCGUCCACGGCCCUACUCGUGCAAAUGGGCACCCCGGCAUGGUCUGACCGGGACUCAUUUAGUAUGGAUUCCCUUGGCCCCGAGGAAGGCCUCUGCACGGUCUCGGCCACUGACCACAGCUGGACACCCUGUGCCGAGUCGCACUUGUUAACCGGUGGUAUUGUCAGCAUAUCACCGCAAAAGGACGACCUCGCGCAUCUUUCGGAGUCCACAGCCUACGUGGUUCCCAAAACACGCGUCUUGCAUCUUGAGUAUGGCACAGUGCACGAUAUCCAAGGCCUGUAUGACAACGGUAACUGCUACCUGAUCGGUACCGCAGCAGCAGCUUCAUAUUGGUGCGCCGCUGUGGGAUCAGACAAGGAGCUACUGUUUGGCUCCUCGUACUGCCCACUCGCUGUGCAAAACAAGCAGACCUGCCUGGAGGAUGCCACCUGGUGGAGCCCACUCGUGAUGGUAUCAUCCCUCUUCGUCUACGAACGCUAUGGCACAGUGAACUACGACCGUGGAAAUUUCUCUAUCCUUUCCGUUACGAACCUCACCCCUCCUACUAGGGAAAUUAUCAAGCUUGAAGAAUACAUGCUAGCCCUCUCUGCGGUAGUCCCAGGUUUCAGCCCCGCGGCGACAGCAAACAGCAGCGCCCUCUCGAACUCCACUUCCACUAUGAAGGGCGACAACUCGGCCCUUGCCGUCUACGCCGUGACCGCGCUGCCGAUCAACGACAACGAGGUCGCCAAGAAGCUGAGCCUCAAGGCCAUUCGCAAGGCCAUGAGCGUGCCCUUUAACUACUUCCACGCCAACUACUUCUCCAAGCCGUCCAUCUUCGAACUCGACAACCCGCGCAAGGGCCUCAGCGAGGACAUGUACACGACCAUGUCGCUGGCCAUCAUGAGCCACCAGGUCAUCGCGGGCCCGACAUCGCGCUGGCUCUUUGGGGUCAUAUCGGGCCUGCUGCUCGCCCUCUGCACCGCCGCCAUCAUCGCCACCGCCCGCAUCUGCAAGCGCCGGCCCCAGCGCUGCGGCUACCCAACGCUCGACUUCGCCGCCGUCUGUGCCGUCAAGGGCGGAAUCCCCAGGCCGCCCAGCAACGACGAGGAGAGGGGCCCCGGCGGCCUGCAUGGCCUGCACCGCAGCCUGACCCAGCUCGGCCAGAAGCCGCAGGCCUUCCAGGUCGCGAGCAAGAUCAAGGGGGAGAGGGUCCGGCUUCAUGGCUGA